This is a messenger RNA of Harmonia axyridis, 2654 nucleotides long. RefSeq lists its product as uncharacterized. The transcript is spliced from 8 exons. The record is from RefSeq and is a predicted model, not a curated record. The coding region runs from base 113 to 2566 and encodes 817 amino acids. NCBI's taxonomy places the organism in Eukaryota, Metazoa, Arthropoda, Insecta, Coleoptera, Coccinellidae.
CUAGAUAGAAUAGUAAACAUACACAUUCUUUAAAUUUUUCUAAACCGGAUAGAGGCACCGGGAGAAAUCCUGCUUUUUUUAUAUUGUACAGUUUUAUUACCAGAAUAUCAAAAUGAAUGAAACCGAUAUAAUGACAAACAUAAGACCGGAUAUUCUCUCUGUAAACGGUAUUUUGCUAAGCGCCAAAGCUAAGUAUGGGGAUAUGUCCAAAAUAAUAUAUAAAGGAUUCGCAGGUGAAAAUGCAAUUUCUUAUAUUCAUGAAUCUCUGAGAACGUUUCUAAAUGACAAGAAAUAUUUGGAAAAAGACUUGCCUAAUUCUGAAUUCAAGAAUUACUUUGAAGAGCUUGCGUUAUUACUGUUAGUUAACUGUGAGUUCUCUAAGCCAAUUGAUAUGGAAGAAUAUAAAUAUUUCACAUAUAAUAUUCCCAGAAUUUCAAAGUAUGUGGUUACUAAAGUAAUUACCAAUAUGAAAAUGAUAGAACAUUAUUGUACAGCUCUAAAAAAACUUCCUCUGCAGUACUCUUGCGAAAUAUUCCCUGAAUUUGUACCUAUUUUGGAUAAAGUGGAAUCAUCUCAAUUAUUAACAGAUGUUCACCUGAUUUUGUCUACAAUAGCCACUUUAUAUAUGAAUAAUCAAGAAAUGAAACAUUCAGAUUGCAUGGAUAUGUUACUGAGGAAUGUUCCAGAUUUUUUUUUCUUCUUAACUAGAAUAUCAGCAAAUGAUGCAACUAAAUUAAAAAAAAAUUUAGUAUAUAAAAGAGCAGGACUUGUAUUGGAAAAAUUAUUUGAUUUGCUUUUUUUCUGUCAUAAAAAUAACAUGCUGGAAGGUAUAUUCAUAAUCAAACUAAUAGAUUCAACAACUUCAAUUGUAAGGGCUGUAUCCUUAGACAUGUUUAUAUAUUGGGCAGAGGUUGAUCUGCCUGAUGGUCAAAGUUUACAAUCUUAUCUAGCAGAAAGUGCGUAUUCAAUAAAUGUAAAAUAUGGAAACUUUAAACCUGCGGCAGAUUUAGUUCAGUCUUUGAAGCCAUUUGCGGCCAAACCUAAAGAUAUAAAAGAACUAAUACAUACGGCUGAUUUAGAUAAAAUCGUUUUGAUGGUAAAUAGAGCUGAUGAGAACCAAAAAAAGUGGUUUCAAGCUCUUUUGUUUUCUCCAUUUUAUUCCAACAAAAAAGCUAUUGAAUGUGUUUAUAAAUGGGGUCAAUUAUGUGAUGAAGAGGAUGUCAGCAGAAUCUUAAAUCAAUCAGCUAGUGUUAAAGAUGAAGAACCAAAAAAAUUAGCACUGAAAUGUGCAUCUUUGUUGAGUUUGGAACAGUUAAUUGUUGUUGUAAUAAGACAUUUUUACAAAAAUGGUUUCGUUAUUUUGCAUGAUAACCAUCAAGAACUAGUCUUAUGGUUCAAUAAGCUGAAAGAUUCUGAGUUGGUUACUGAAGAAAACAAUCUUGAAUUGUUACUAUUCAUUCUUGCAAAUCCUGAUUUUGCUGUGCAUUUUAUACUCACAGAAUGCAUCAAAAGUGAAUUUUAUAUUUCUUCAUUGCACAGUUGCUUUAAAAAGCUGAAAGAUAUUUGGAAAAUACAUGAUAUCUGUCUGAACAAUUUGAAGAGAAUUAUGACAAAAACUCCACCUAGCUUAGAAACUAGCCACUCGUACACGAAAUUAAUUCAAAUAUUGUAUGAUAUAAAUUUAAUUACGUUCGAAGUAUUUUCUAGUAAAAUUAUAUGUCCUCUCCUAGAAGAAUAUUAUAAAUGUGAGAAAAAUCAAGAGAUGAAGUAUUUGCUAUCAAUACUCAAUAAUCUAGAGUUGAGGAUUUCAUUGGGUGAUGGCACAAAGAAAUUUUUUGAAAUCCUUCUAGGAAUUUUACAGAGAAGAACAUCGUUUCAAAAUCACAAUACGGCCAUACAGAGUGUCAUUCAGGAAGUGGUCCAUUUGAUAUUGGAUAAAACAUCUCUCAACCAGCAAAUUGAUUCUUUGUUUUUUACACAGAAUUCUGAGGAAGACAAAAUGCUCACCUACUAUAAACAUUAUUUAUGCAACUCCAUAGAGACUAAAACAUUUUUCCAGUAUAUGCUGGGUGAUAUCAGUACUGAUCAUAGAACAACUGUCAUUUGUGCUUUCGUUAAGAUUUUGCCUGCAUGUGUCCAAGAUGAAUGGAUGGCAAUAUGGUCUGAAGUAUCUCAGAAAAUUGGUUUAAUCGAACUCAUCCAUAUACUGAAAGACACGAUCAUUCUACUUACUGAUUUCAGUAGAAACCAAGAAGGGUCAACAAAUUUCUCUAUAUACCUAGAAGCUUUGAGAUAUCUUGUGCAUCAGUACGGAUUUAUUUUGAAGACUAGAAUCCUACCUUUAAAUAACGAAGAAAAUGAAAUAGCUAUAACUCAGUCCUUAGUCAGUUUGAUGGCUCAUUUCCCAGAAAAUUUAAAAGAAACAGAAGGAUUAAAUAUUAUAAAUUCCAUGAUGACCAACCGAUCAUUGAAACAUUUAGGAAAUGAUCAAGAUUUCCUCAAUAAAAUAUGCAGAAUCAAAAAUACCACUCUCUGUCAAGUGAUUGCUUCAAAAAUAUUAAAUUAAGCAAACGUUCAAAUUUGAAAUGAUUUUUAUUUUCUUUAUAAAAUUUUUUGAUAUUACAUUUGUUGAAAAAAAAACCCUGAAGAACCAA